CCGACAAUUCCCAAUUUUUAUUUAUUGUACAUCACGCCCCUACCCUUCUUUACUUGUUCUUCUUUUUUUUUCUUUUUUUUCCUAAUUUCUCGAAAAAAAACCCCAAGCUUUAGGGUUUCUUCUUCUCCUCCAAUUCCAAGCCCCGGAUUUUCCAGUCUGUUAAGAAGCAAUUUGGAAUGGUGCGGGGGAAGCUGAUCUUGAUUUGCCAGCAUGGUGGUGAAUUUGAGACAAAAGAUGAUGGAUCCAUGUUAUAUGCUGGAGGAGAGGCACAUGCCUUGGACAUCAGCCCUGAGACAGGAUUCGAUGAUCUCAAGUACAAAUUAGCUGAGAAAUGUAACUUGGAACUAAAAUCUUUGGCUAUCAAGUAUUUUCUCCCCGGAAACAGGAGAACACUAAUUACUUUGUCUAAUGAGAAAGACCUAAAAAGGAUGUGUGAUUUUCACAAGGACUCGGUGACUGCAGAUGUUUUCCUUACAGGGAAAGCAGGCUUUGUUCCUGCAAAUCAUGGCAUGCCUGCUAAGAGGAAAAAGAAAGCCACUGCUGCACGUCCUGCUACUUCCAAAGUUGCUCCCUCUGCUGGCGGCCUGAAGGAUGUUACCAUCAGUAUAGCAACCCCUUCUGACUCUGUUGCAGGUGUCAAUGCAGCACUCCGAAGUCCCUCUAGAGCAGCAAAGCGUACUGCUGGCCGUAACAUUGUUGAUGGUCUUUUUGAGGUCAGUGUUGCUGAUGCAACUGACACAGAUACAAUUGAUAUGAGUGCUUCUCCUGCUGAUACUGUCAAGAAACGAAGGCGCACUGCCUCCUGGAAACGUGCUGCAAAUGGUCUUACCAUUGUGACUGUUGAUGACAAUCUUGAGGAGACAGAGAAAACUCCACCCAGGAAAAAGGUAGCUAGGAAAUUCAAUCCCAUUGUUGUAGCUAAUAAUGGGGACCACCAGCUUGGCCCUGUUGAUGGUUCAGUGGAGAAACAAGUUGAAUCAUGGAAAAAUGGUAUUACUGAAGGCCAGGAUUUCAGAAGUGUGGCGGAAUUCCGUGAUGCUCUACAGAAAUAUGCCAUUGCACAUCGCUUUGGUUAUAAAUUAAGAAAGAAUGACACCAAUCGUGCUAAUGCUGUAUGUGCAGUAGAAGGAUGUCCUUGGAGGAUUCAUGCAUCUUGGGUCCCAUCUGCCAGUGUGUUUAGGGUUAAAAUGUUACAUGAACCACAUACUUGCGGUGGCGAAUCAUGGAAGAUUGCUACUCCAGCUAAAAAUUGGCUGGUGAAUGUUAUAAAGGAUAGGUUGAGAGAUAGCCCACACCACAAACCAAAAGAAAUUGCAACUGGCCUUCUUCGUGAUUUUGGGCUUGAGCUGAACUAUGCGCAAGUAUGGCGUGGAAUUGAAGAUGCUCGGCAGCAACUUCAGGGUUCAUACAAAGAUGCAUAUAACCAGUUGCCUUGGUACUGUGAGAAGAUAGAGAAGACAAACCCUGGUAGUUUUACGAAGCUUGUCAUCGGAGAUGAUAAAAGAUUUCAGCGUCUUUUUCUGUCCUUUAAUGCUUUGAUACGUGGUUUCCAAAGUGGUUGUCGUCCACUUCUUUUCCUCGAAGCCAUCCCUUUGAAAUCAAAAUACCAUGAAAUUCUGCUUACAGCGACUGCACUGGAUGGUGAUGAUGGUAUUUUCCCUGUUGCAUUUGCUGUUGUAGAUGAUGAAAAUGAGGACAGUUGGCAUUGGUUUUUGGAGCAGUUGAGAUCUGCUGUGUCGACUUCCCGUUCUCUAACCUUUGUCUCUGAUAGAGAUAAGGGAUUAAUGAAACAUGUACUUGAAAUAUUUGAAAAUGCUCACCACGGUUACUCAAUAUACUACUUGAUGGACAGUUUCAUACAGAACUUGAAGGGACCAUUCUUUGGAGAAGGAAGGGCUUCAUUGCCUGGAUGUUUCUUAGCUGCAGCGAAAGCAGUCCGACCUGGUGGUUUUAGGAUGUACACUGAGCAAAUUAAACGGGUUUCUUCAAGUGCUUAUGAUUGGAUCAUGCAAAAUGAGCCUGAAUAUUGGGCAAAUGCCUUUUUCAAGGGUGAGCAUUUUAAUCACAUAACACUCAACAUUGCAGAGGCAUAUGCUAACUGGAUAGAGGAAGCACGAGACCUACCCAUCAUACCUAAGGUUGAAGUAAUAAGAUGUAAAAUCAUGGAAUUAAUGGAACUUCGUCGAACGGAAUCGAGUAACUGGACUAUGAAGCUUACACCGUCAAAGCAGGAAAAGUUACAAGAAGAAUGUGUUAAAGCACGUGGUCUGAAAGUAUUAUUCUCAUCCGACACCCUGUUUGAAGUUCAUGAUAGCUCCAUCAAUGUUGUGGAUAUUGUCAAACAACACUGCAGUUGUGCUAUGUGGAAACCAACUGGGCUUCCUUGCCAUCAUGCAGUUGCUGUCUUUAACUGCACAGGUAGGAGUGUGUAUGAUUAUUGUUCAAAAUACUACACAGCUGAAAGCUUCCGGUUAGCAUUUGCUGAGAGCAUAAAUCCUGCUUCGACCAUUGCUCACCCUUGUGGAAAUGAAGAAGAUUCCGAGGAAGAUGAGGAUCAGAUAAUGCCUCCAAGCAUCUCACGACCAGUAGCAGCUCAACAACCAAAGAAAAUAAGACGAAACAAAAGCCAGGGAAUUAUUAGGAGAUCUGUGUGUUGUACCCGGUGCAAAGGAGUUGGGCAUAACAAGGUUUCAUGCAAGGUAAGCUUAUAGGGAAAAUGUUUACCUCCCCUUGUAUGUAUGUAUAACGCUGUACAGCUUUCAUGGUUACUUUAGAUAAUAUCCAGCUCCUUUGAACUCAUUUGCAGGCCAUGAAUAGUUGUAUUGUUCUUCAAAGUUGCAUUUUAUGUAUUAGGCUAAAUUACUUGGACUUUGUUGCAAACUUAAUCUUAUCAUCCCGUUAUGUUAUGGUGGCAAAUAGGUAGGUUGAAUUCCAUUUGGAUUGA
Gossypium raimondii (Peruvian cotton) is the source of this 2944-nucleotide messenger RNA. RefSeq lists its product as uncharacterized. NCBI's taxonomy places the organism in Eukaryota, Viridiplantae, Streptophyta, Magnoliopsida, Malvales, Malvaceae. Bases 177 to 2711 code for a protein of 844 amino acids. The transcript has 3 exons. Gene Ontology annotation, molecular function: zinc ion binding; protein binding. The record is from RefSeq and is a predicted model, not a curated record.